Vigna umbellata (rice bean) is the source of this 1374-nucleotide messenger RNA. The record is from RefSeq and is a predicted model, not a curated record. Lineage: Eukaryota; Viridiplantae; Streptophyta; Magnoliopsida; Fabales; Fabaceae.
UCAGGUAUGUGAUACAAGCCACCAUGGAUAUUUAUAUAUUUUAUUAUUAUCAGAGAUUUUUCGUAUAUAUAGGUGCAGUGAUUUCACUGUAUUGAUAAAGUUGAAGGAUUAGGAAAAUGGGUAUCUGCAUAUCAGUUUCAGAAAAAGAUGAUGAUGAGAAUGUGAUACUAUUUGAAGAAAGGAAGAAGGUCCUGAAUGGGAGUCAGAGACUCUUCUCUGUUUACUCCAAACAGGGUACCAAAGGACUCAACCAAGAUGCUGCCUCUAUUCACCAGGGUUAUGGAACGGAAGAUGGAACAUUUUGUGGCGUUUAUGAUGGUCAUGGAGGGAAUGGACACAGAGUGAGUAAAAUAGUAAGCAGACAAUUAUCUUCCCUCAUUCUGGAACAAAAGAAUGCUCUUGAAAAGAUUGAUGCUAUAGAAAAUGGUUGUCACAACACCACCCCAAAAGACCAUGUUGGCACAAUGAAAGAGAACUCAGAUGCAAACAACUUUCAGAAAUGGAAAGAAGCAAUUGUUAGUGCCUUCAAGGUGAUGGAGAAAGAGGUCAAGCUUCAACAUAAUCUAGAUUGCUCUGGCAGUGGAACCACUGCUGUAACUAUCAUAAAACAGGGUGAAGGUCUUAUCAUAGCAAAUCUGGGCGAUUCGAGAGCAGUGAUGGGAACGAUAUGUGAAGAAAAACUCGUAGCCACCCAAUUGACCACGGAUUUGAAGCCCGAGUUACCUCGAGAAGCAGAAAGAAUAAGAAGGUGCAAUGGUUGUGUGUAUGCAUCAAAGGAAGAACCAGAAAUCCAGAGAGUGUGGAUGCCCAACAAUGAACACUCCCCUGGCCUAGCCAUGUCUCGAUCUUUUGGAGAUUUCUUGCUCAAGGAUUAUGGUGUUAUUGCUAUCCCAGAUAUUUCUCACCACCCUUUAGGAUCAAGUGAUCAAUUUAUUGUUCUUGCCAGUGAUGGGGUGUGGGAUGUACUAAGCAACAACGAGGUUGCAUCAAUUGUGUGGAGUGCAGAGAGUGAAGAGGUUGCAGCAAGAGCAGUAGUGGAAGCAGCAACUGCUGCAUGGAAAAACAAGUUUCCUUCAUAUAUGGCAGAUGACUGCACUGUGGUUUGUCUCUUCUUGCACCAGAAACCACAGCUUCAGCCAUUUCAAAACUAACCUUCGUUAGUCAGUGUUCCUUCACUAAUAUUCUGGACACCAUUUCCUCAAAUCAUGCUUUGUGAAACUAGAUGAAUUGAAAACUAGAUGUUUUUAGCAGGGGCCAAGAAACUAAGAGGAAUUGCUUCAAUCACUGAUAGAUAUUGCAUGUAUUUCAGCGAGCGUUUUGUAGAGUUAAUUUUAAAUAAAAUUGAUAUUUUUAAAAUUAAAUAAAUGCAAUGAU